Molecule: messenger RNA, 1517 nt
Organism: Alosa sapidissima (American shad)
Lineage: Eukaryota; Metazoa; Chordata; Actinopteri; Clupeiformes; Clupeidae
Gene: tmbim4
Product: transmembrane BAX inhibitor motif containing 4
Exons: 7
Coding region: 76-786 (236 amino acids)
Biological process (GO): negative regulation of apoptotic process
Cellular component (GO): membrane
Source: RefSeq, a predicted model, not a curated record
GUAAGAGUAAAGCGGAAGUAGAGGAAGAUAGCCAGCUCAAAGAUCAACGGCGCAGGGAAUCUAUCAAUUUCCAAAAUGAGUACAGAGAAAUAUCCUAGGUCCUCAAUCGAGGAUGAUUUCAAUUAUGGGACCAAUGUUGCCACGGCAAGCGUCCAAAUCCGAAUGGACUUUCUGCGGAAGGUGUAUACCAUUUUAUCACUGCAGAUCAUCCUCACCACAGCAAUGUCCGCUCUCUUCAUGUUCUGUGAACCCAUCAAAAUAUUUCUUCAUGCAAGCCCAGCUGUUGUCUUGGUGUCCUCGCUGGCCUCUCUGGUUCUCAUCUUUGCCUUGUUCAUUUACCGACACCAGCAUCCUGUCAAUCUCUACUUACUUGCUGGUUUUACUUUGUUGGAGGCUGUCUCUGUUGCAACUGCUGUAACCUUCUAUGAGUACUCCACCGUCCUGCAAGCAUUUAUCCUCACCUCGGCUGUGUUCAUCGGGCUAACUGCCUACACUUACCAGUCUAAGAGGGACUUCAGCAAAAUGGGAGCAGGAUUGUUUGCCUGUCUGUGGAUACUGAUCAUUGCUGGUUUCAUGAAGCUCUUCUUCAACAAUGACACCGUGGAGCUGGUUUAUGCAGGGGCUGGCGCUCUCCUCUUCUGCGCCUUCAUCAUCUACGACACCCACCUCCUGAUGCACCAGCUUUCCCCCGAGGAGCACGUGCUGGCCUCCAUUAAUCUCUACCUGGACAUCAUCAACCUCUUUCUGCAUAUCCUCCGCAUCCUGGACUCCAUGAAGAAGCACUGAGCCCCGAUGAGUCAGUGUUAAUGUUGAGUGUGAGGCAUUCCAUUUUUAUCACAGUAAUAUAUAUUUUUUUGUUUUAACGUUGGGAAUCAUAGGUGUGUGUCUUGGAGAUGGGAACCCUGCCUGGUUUUGUUUCUCUGGCUUGCUCUUUGUGACCUACAAGUAACUGCUCCUAACUUCUCUCCUAGGUCUACUAACCCUUAUCAAACUCCCCAUGAGUGAUUUGUGCAGUCACAAAUUCUCAAUCCAGUAGUGAGAGUUGAUCUUAUCCAGAGGUUCCUAGGAGACCUAAAAUAGUUAGUGCUGUGGGUCGCAGGAACACCAGACAGUUGUCAGAGUGUUUGAUAUGAAGGGUGUGUAAACUUUUUUUUGUGCCAGCGUGUUGUAAUUUAAAUAAGCUUGUACACUUGUUAAUGUACACUCCCAUCAAAAGUUUUUGCUUGCAUCUAAAGAACCAUUUGAGCCCUCUGUCCUCUUUUGAGUCCUCUUGGACUCGUAAUGAGAUUCACCAACUAUGCUUGGAAUGAAAGUCUGCUGAUCCGUGAUGGUUACUGUAUGUUGGCUGACUUGUCACAAUUGAUUGCCCAGUUGACUCACAUGACUUAUCAUCAGUAUAUUUUUUGGAUACAUUACAAGACAAACAGUUAGGACAGAACAUGUUUUAAGCACAUAGACUUUUGAUGGAAAGUGUAUGUUCAUGGUCAUGUAAAUAAAUUUGGUGUCAAUAGAUCUUA